Lathyrus sativus (Indian pea) is the source of this 489-nucleotide messenger RNA. The record is from the annotation of a GenBank genome assembly. Lineage: Eukaryota; Viridiplantae; Streptophyta; Magnoliopsida; Fabales; Fabaceae.
AUGUUAUUUUGUGUUCAUUGUUCUUGGCAUCAUCGCUCUCUUGCUCUGAGCAGCAUCAACCUCGAAGAAAUAAGAAACGAAAAUAUUAAUUUGGAACGGAUUCCGAUCGAAGAAGUGUUUGAGCAGCUGAAAUGCUUGAGAAAAGGUCUUUCAUCAGAGGAAGAAUCCAACAGGCUUGAAGUCUUUGGACCAAACAAGCUGGAAGAGGUGGAAGAUGACAAGCUUUUGAAGUUUCUGGGAUUUAUGUGGAACCCUUUGUCAUGGGUUAUGGAAGCUGCUGCUAUCAUGGCCAUUGCUUUGGCUAGUGGAGGUGGAAAGCCUCCAGAUUGGCAAGAUUUUGUUGGAAUCGUUGUUCUCUUGGUCAUCAACUUAACUAUCAGUUUCAUCGAAGAAAACAAUGCCGGUAACGCGAUCGCCGCUCUUAUGGAUGGUUUAGCUCCCAAGGCCAAGGUUAUAUUUAUUUACUCUUCUCUUCUGUUCUUAUUCUAG